AUGGCGCAAGGCGAGCACAUGGAGUUGGUGGACGCAGCCAUGGCGGUGGCUGUUGACGAUGAGGAGGCAGUGAAGACGGUGGUGAAGGUGGCGCUCUGCUGCAUCCAGCACGAGCGGGACAUGAGGCCAAGCAUGCAAAAUGUGGUGGAUAUGCUCGAAGGCCGGGUCCCCGUUAAUCUCGGGCCAGAGACCCGUCGUCCAUCAUCUUGUUCUGCUGUAAAUUUAUCGGGGCCGGAGCAUUUCAUCAUCGACAUGCACCGUGGGUGA
This is a messenger RNA of Miscanthus lutarioriparius, 267 nucleotides long. The record is from the annotation of a GenBank genome assembly. NCBI's taxonomy places the organism in Eukaryota, Viridiplantae, Streptophyta, Magnoliopsida, Poales, Poaceae.